AUGUGCCCAAAAUAUCCCCAUAGGCAUUAUAAUGUUUCCAAAGGAACUCAAAUAAUAUUAAAUGUGUUUGGCCACAAUUUCAAGUAUCGUCUAAACCAAUAUUUAAGCGGACCCAUCCACACAAGAACUUACAUCAAAUUGACACCCUCAUUUGCCGAUUGCACAAGUCCCAUAAUCACCACAGGAAAAAAAGCAUUUUUUUUCAUACAUCUGUACAUUUAUUUGAAUAUCAUACGCAAUUACAAGCUAGAGGAAAACAUGGCAAUCGAUUAUGUAUCAACGACCCCCUUACAGCCACGUGGUUACAACAGGACAACUAGAGGUGCACACACAAUAUCGAUUAAAAUUAUCGGCUAUCGAUUUAACCACGCGACUAUAUGA
Messenger RNA from Spodoptera littoralis (African cotton leafworm), 381 nucleotides. The record is from the annotation of a GenBank genome assembly. Lineage: Eukaryota; Metazoa; Arthropoda; Insecta; Lepidoptera; Noctuidae.